Molecule: messenger RNA, 4327 nt
Organism: Acomys russatus (golden spiny mouse)
Lineage: Eukaryota; Metazoa; Chordata; Mammalia; Rodentia; Muridae
Gene: Grip1
Product: glutamate receptor interacting protein 1
Exons: 23
Coding region: 829-4260 (1143 amino acids)
Biological process (GO): neurotransmitter receptor transport, endosome to postsynaptic membrane
Molecular function (GO): nuclear glucocorticoid receptor binding
Source: RefSeq, a predicted model, not a curated record
CCUCUGAGAAGCGCAUUUUAAUAUUUAGAUCAAACAGCGAUUGGAAUACAUUAAUGCCCAGUGGGUAAGCGUGUCGUUUGGAAGCAGCUGCUGAGCCUUCUCCCUGCUGCUCCAAUUAACACAUACAGCACACUCGGUUGGCAAGAGGGCUGUGCAUAUGGAUGAAACCACUUUGCAGAUCACUAGCAGGGCUUGCCAGAGAGCCCUAAGGGUUAAGCAGCCUUCUCUUUUCCGAAACUGUAGCUUUCUAGGAAGCUUUCCACGCUCCCGCUGUGCUUUGACCAAAGGAAUGCUAAUAGGAGUAGGUAGGAUUAGCAGGUGAGGAAACCCAGGGCGUCCCUAGCUUUGGUUCAGCCCUCUGACUAGCGCCCUCCCCCACCCCGCGCGCCCCUGGGAUGGAGGUGUUGGGUAGUGACAUUUUAGAGCUGGGACGCCUCUUGCUUGAAGCUCAAUCUCUUGAACUUUUGUUUGGUUUGGAAACAAGUUAAAGCCCACAGCCUUGCUGUUUUCCCCUCCUUUUAAGUGUUAUAUUACUUUUAUUAUCAUCUUACUUUCUUUCUCUGCCCCACCCAUCCUUUAAAAAAAAUAGUAGAUUUGACAGUUUCUUAAGCUAAAUGAGAAGUCUCAUUUAGGUACUCCCAUAUCGCUGUUAUGUUUUCCCCUGCUGUGGCUGAACUCUCGGCCCGGAUGGGCACAGGAAGAAAGGCUGGAGGGUAAUGUGUCCGGGUCCCUGGGCUUGGUGAGGGGCAUUCAUGCUUCAGCGCCUUGUGGAGCAGCUGGGCUGUCCGCUCUGCUGCUGGCUGUGCCGCGCUGCCCGGGGAGCCAGUCAUGGACCGCUUCCUGGGAUUUGUCAAACAGAUCCGGAGAUCUAGGAGAAGAAAGGGGAAAAAGUACCGUCCAGAAGAGGAUUACCAAGAGGGCUAUGAGGAUGUCUAUUACUACGCUUCUGAGCAUUUUCGAAAUGAGAGUCCCUACACUAAAUCUGCCAGCCAGACAAAGCCGCCCGAUGGAACGUUGGCUGUGAGGAGACAGAGCAUCCCAGAGGAAUUCAAGGGCUCCACCGUGGUGGAACUGAUGAAGAAGGAAGGAACCACGCUUGGCCUGACGGUAUCGGGAGGAAUUGAUAAAGAUGGCAAGCCACGAGUGUCCAACCUGCGGCAGGGAGGCAUUGCCGCCAGAAGUGACCAGCUGGAUGUGGGUGACUACAUCAAAGCCGUGAAUGGGAUCAACCUGGCCAAAUUCCGACACGAUGAGAUCAUCAGCUUGCUGAAAAAUGUUGGGGAGAGAGUGGUCCUGGAGGUGGAAUACGAGCUUCCGCCGGUCUCUGUGCAAGGAUCGAAUGUGAUGUUCCGAACAGUGGAGGUCACUUUGCACAAAGAAGGCAACACCUUUGGUUUUGUCAUACGAGGUAGGUGGGGGUUAAAAACACGGGAGAUUGGCGUGUGCACAUAUAAUGGCAGCUGGACGAAGAAGGUGCCCUCCGGCUCUGGGGAUAUAACACAGAAAAAUAUGAAGUAUCAAGCUAGCGUCAAAUCCUUUAUCUUUUUGUUUGUUUACUGGUUUUAUCUUUUGUUGUUUCCUAAAAUGCAUUCUUUAACAGAUUCCGUGGCAACAGCAUCCGGGCCACUGCUAGUUGAAGUUGCCAAAACUCCUGGUGCCAGCCUUGGGGUUGCCCUAACUACCUCUGUGUGCUGUAACAAACAGGUCAUCGUCAUAGACAAAAUUAAAUCUGCAAGCAUAGCAGACAGAUGUGGUGCGCUCCAUGUGGGAGACCACAUCCUGUCCAUCGACGGCACCAGCAUGGAGUACUGUACACUCGCGGAAGCGACCCAGUUCCUGGCCAACACCACUGACCAGGUCAAGCUGGAGAUUCUUCCACACCACCAGACCCGCCUGGCCCUGAAGGGACCUGAGCAUGUGAAAAUUCAAAGGAGCGACAGACAACUACCCUGGGACUCCUGGGCCAACAACCCGUGCAGCCUUCACACCAACCAUCACCAUAACACGCACCACCCAGACCAUUGCAGAGUGCCAGCCCUGACCUUCCCGAAAGCGCUUCCUCCAAACAGCCCUCCCGCUAUGGUGUCUUCGUCCUCUCCUACCUCGAUGAGUGCAUACAGCCUGAGUUCCCUGAACAUGGGGACUUUACCUCGGAGCCUCUACUCCACUAGCCCACGAGGAACCAUGAUGAGGAGGAGACUGAAAAAGAAAGACUUCAAGAGUUCAUUGUCUUUAGCCUCUAGCACUGUGGGAUUAGCUGGACAGGUUGUUCACACGGAAACCACGGAGGUUGUGCUGACGGCUGAUCCUGUCACGGGCUUUGGGAUCCAACUGCAGGGCAGCGUGUUUGCCACGGAGACGCUCUCCUCCCCACCUCUGAUUUCCUAUAUUGAAGCUGACAGCCCAGCAGAGAGAUGUGGGGUGCUACAGAUUGGGGACAGAGUAAUGGCCAUCAAUGGAAUCCCAACAGAAGACAGCACCUUCGAGGAAGCCAAUCAGCUCCUGCGAGACUCGUCCAUCACGAGCAAAGUCACACUGGAAAUUGAGUUUGACGUCGCAGAGUCUGUCAUCCCAAGUAGCGGAACAUUUCAUGUGAAACUGCCUAAGAAGCACAGCGUGGAGCUUGGAAUAACCAUCAGUUCACCGUCCAGUAGGAAGCCAGGGGACCCUCUUGUCAUCUCAGAUAUCAAGAAAGGCAGUGUGGCACACAGAACUGGGACUCUGGAACUUGGAGACAAAUUGCUUGCAAUAGAUAACAUCCGGUUGGACAACUGUUCCAUGGAAGAUGCGGUCCAGAUCCUCCAGCAGUGUGAAGACCUGGUGAAGCUCAAAAUCCGCAAAGAUGAAGAUAACUCAGAUGAGCAAGAAAGUUCGGGAGCGAUUAUUUACACGGUGGAGCUGAAGCGCUACGGGGGGCCCCUUGGCAUCACAAUUUCGGGAACUGAAGAGCCCUUUGACCCUAUUAUCAUCUCAAGCCUCACGAAAGGGGGAUUAGCUGAAAGGACUGGAGCGAUCCACAUCGGAGAUCGAAUCCUAGCUAUCAACAGCAGCAGCUUGAAGGGGAAGCCUCUGAGUGAAGCCAUCCACUUGCUACAGAUGGCAGGAGAGACUGUCACCCUGAAAAUCAAGAAACAGACAGAUGCCCAACCCUCAUCAAGUCCCAAGAAGUUCCCCAUCCCCAGCCACUCCAGUGACCUGGGAGAUGGUGAGGAAGAAUCCUCUCCGAUACAGAAGCCUGGCAAACUCUCCGACGUGUACCCCUCCACCGUGCCCAGCGUGGAUAGUGCUGUGGACUCCUGGGAUGGGUCUGGACUAGAUGCCAGCUAUGGGAGUCAAGGCACGACUUUUCAGACUACAGGAUACAAUUUCAACACCUAUGAUUGGAGGAGUCCAAAACAAAGAGGCAGCCUGUCCCCGGUCCCCAAGCCUCGAAGCCAGACUUAUCCAGAUGUGGGGCUGAGUAACGAAGACUGGGAUCGGUCCACAGCCAGUGGCUUCGCAGGGGCUUCUGACAAUGCAGAGGCUGAACAGGAGGAAAACUUCUGGUCUCAAGCACUGGAAGACCUGGAGACCUGCGGCCAGUCGGGGAUCCUGAGAGAGCUUGAGGAGAAAGCCGACAGGCGUGUAUCAUUGAGAAACAUGACUCUCUUGGCAACAAUCAUGUCGGGGAGCACUAUGAGUUUGAAUCAUGAGGCUCCAACGGCUCGCAGUCAGCUCGGGAGACAGGCCAGCUUCCAGGAACGGAGCAGUUCCCGGCCACACUAUAGCCAAACAACUCGCAGCAACACCCUGCCCUCAGAUGUGGGCAGGAAGUCCGUAACCCUGAGGAAAAUGAAGCAAGAAAUGAAGGAAAUCAUGUCCCCGACGCCCGUGGAGCUUCACAAGGUGACCUUAUACAAGGAUUCUGGCAUGGAGGACUUUGGGUUCAGUGUGGCAGAUGGCCUGCUGGAGAAAGGAGUGUAUGUCAAAAAUAUCCGCCCAGCUGGGCCAGGGGAUCUCGGUGGCUUGAAGCCUUAUGACAGGCUCUUACAGGUCAAUCACGUCCGGACGAGAGACUUUGACUGCUGCCUAGCGGUGCCGCUCAUAGCCGAAUCUGGCAACAAGCUGGACCUGGUUAUCAGCAGAAACCCACUGGCCUCCCAGAAGUCAAUAGAACAGCAGGCGCUGCCAGGAGACUGGGGGGAACAGAACAGUGCAUUCUUCCAGCAGCCCAGCCACGGUGGUAAUCUAGAGACGCGAGAACCCACUAACACAUUAUAGCAGUACUUUUAUAAAAACAGGACAAAAGACGAUCUCUAUAUGGUGCUAAAAACAAAACAAAACAAAA